Morus notabilis is the source of this 1305-nucleotide messenger RNA. Its product is annotated as probable ribose-5-phosphate isomerase 2. The record is from RefSeq and is a predicted model, not a curated record. The transcript has a single exon. Bases 293 to 1111 code for a protein of 272 amino acids. Lineage: Eukaryota; Viridiplantae; Streptophyta; Magnoliopsida; Rosales; Moraceae. Gene Ontology annotation, biological process: pentose-phosphate shunt, non-oxidative branch. Gene Ontology annotation, molecular function: ribose-5-phosphate isomerase activity.
AAAACACAAAAUCCCCAAUCUUUUGCCACUCUCCCCCGCCUCCUCUCAAACCCUAUCUUCUUCUUCUUCUUCUUCUUCAUCUUCCCACCACACAUUCCUAGAUAAAAACUCUCCAAUUUUUUUCUCUUUAUUUUUCCUUAUAAAACCAGUCGUUUUCACUUCUACCAUGCCCGGCCUUCUUCAAUAACUCCAAAACACAUAUAUUUUCAUCCUUCUUUGAUUUUUUUUUUUUUUUGGGAGUUUUUUCGUAGAUUUUGAGAUUCUGAUAUAAACAUUUUAUUGAGCCGAAGAAAUGGCGACGAUUCCUUAUCCUCAUUUUAUUGGGUCAGAGAAAUCGGCCGUGGAGAAGGGCAUUCUUUCCUCUUCAUCCUCCUCCUCCUCCUCUCCGCCGUCACCCGUCGUAUUAACCCAAGACGAGCUCAAGAAGAUCGCCGCCUACAAGGCGGUCGAGUACGUCGAGUCCGGCAUGGUCCUCGGCCUCGGCACCGGCUCCACCGCCAAGCACGCCGUCGCCAGAAUCGGCGAGCUUCUCCGUCAAGGUAAGCUCAAGAACAUCGUCGGAAUCCCGACCUCCAAAAUCACCCACGAACAGGCCCUCGCCGCCGGAAUUCCCCUCUCCGAUCUCGACUCCCACCCCGUCCUCGAUCUCGCCAUCGACGGCGCCGACGAGGUCGAUCCUUUCCUCAAUCUUGUCAAGGGCCGCGGCGGCUCCCUCCUCAGGGAGAAGAUGGUCGAGGGCGCUUGCAAGAAGUUCGUCGUCAUCGUCGACGAGUCCAAGCUGGUCAAGCAUUUGGGAGGGAGCGGGCUCGCCAUGCCGGUCGAAAUCGUGCCGUUUUGUUGGAAAUUCACCGCACAGAGGCUCCAGAGCCUCUUUGCCGAUGCCGGCUGCGUCGCGAAAUUGAGGACUUUUGCCGAGAGUGAUAAGCCCUUUGUCACGGACAAUGGGAAUUUCAUUGUGGACUUGUAUUUCAAGAAGGAUAUUGGGGAUUUGAAGGCGGCCAGCGACGCCAUUUUGCAGCUCGCCGGAGUCGUCGAGCACGGGAUGUUCUUGGACAUGGCCACCACCGUGAUUAUUGCCGGAGAACUCGGUGUCACGGUGAAGAAUAAAUAGAGAAAAAACAAUAAAGGAAGAGUUUUUUCAAGGUAGUUAUUGAGAUUCUGGGAAUAAUCUGACUUAAUAAUGUAUUGUACAAGGGGAUUAAAGUUAUAAUAUUUCAGUCAAAUUUGACUGCUAUUUUGUUGUAACAAGGGAAAACGUUUUUGGUUUCCUGAUAGAUUUAUUGGGUUUGUGGGGUCUGAAGCAAA